Messenger RNA from Gossypium raimondii (Peruvian cotton), 408 nucleotides. RefSeq names its product protein RALF-like 33. NCBI's taxonomy places the organism in Eukaryota, Viridiplantae, Streptophyta, Magnoliopsida, Malvales, Malvaceae. Bases 16 to 357 code for a protein of 113 amino acids. The record is from RefSeq and is a predicted model, not a curated record. The transcript has a single exon.
AAAAAAAAAAAAACAAUGGCUAAUACCUCUAGUUUUCUCCUUGGCGUUUCAUUAGUCCUCACAACACUGCUCAUCGCCACCUCGUUGACCGUCUACUCGAGCGGCUUGGUUGAGACAGAGGGCAGCGGCUUUCACGACUGGAUGGCCGAGUGCAUGGCGAUGGGUGAGUUGGAGAUGGAGUCCGAGAUUAGCCGGCGCGUAUUGGAAAGCAACACUCGGUACAUAAGCUACGGGGCUCUGCAAGGGGACACCGUGCCCUGCUCUCGAAGGGGUGCGUCCUACUAUAACUGUCCGCCAGGGGCUGACGCUAACCCUUACGACCGAGGCUGCAGUACCAUCAAUCGUUGCCGUCAUUAGUAAUUGUAACAUAGAAAAUACAGUAAUAAAGUGGGAUUAUUAUGAGAUUAA